CCACCUCACGAGCGAGUUUACUCAUGGAGGCCAAAACCACCACAAAUCGGGGUCAAUCCCCAAAAGAAGCGUUAACACAAUUGGAAGGCCUGUUGGCUGAGAAUCCUUUGCAAGUCGAUGACGUUGAGCAAGACAUCGACUCUGUCUUCAAUGAUUCAGAAGCAUCCGUUAGCUACCUAGCAUCUCUGAACUCGAGCGUUCUAAACUACAAAUACGAAAACGGGCGUCGAUAUCAUGCGUUCCACGAAGGGGCGUACCUGGUGCCGAAUGAUGAUGAAGAACAGGAACGAAUGGACUUGGGGCACCACAUUUACCGCCUCUCUCUUGGAGGAAAGCUGCACCUUGCUCCAAUUGUCGACAACCCUCAGCGUGUGCUUGACCUGGGUACGGGGACUGGUAUCUGGGCACUGGAUUUUGCGGACGAGCAUCCAUCCGCAGAAGUACUCGGGACCGAUCUAAGUCCCAUACAACCUAAAUGGACUCCACCGAAUUGUAAAUUUGAAGUUGAUGAUUUUGAAUCGGACUGGGUGUACCACAAGCAGUUCGAUUUCAUACACGCCCGGGAAUUAGAGGGGUGCAUAGCCAACGACGACAGGCUGUUCCAGCAGGCCUUCAAGCACCUGGUUCCAGGCGGAUACAUUGAGCUACAGGCCGUUUAUACUCGCUUCAUCUCCGAUGAUGACACGGCCGGAAAUGCUACAAAUGCUCAGGUGUGGAUGAAGAAUAUGUGCGAGGGAGCCGCCACAUUUGGCAAGCCUCUUGACAAUGCAAUUGAAUGGGAAGAAAAGUUGAGACGUGCAGGAUUUGUGGAGGUCCAACAGCAAGUUCGCAAGAUCCCAAUUGGCGCGUGGCCCAAAGACCCAAAGCUCAAGGAGAUUGGCAAGAUUCAGGCUGUUCAGGAGAGUCGAGUAAUAGACUCUUACACGCCUGCGCUUUUUUCACGCGUGCUGGGCUGGAGUGGAGAAGAGAUACAGGCGCUUAUAGCCAAGGUAAAGGAUGAUCUGAAGGAUCCCUCAAUUCAUCUCUACCUCCCAGUGUAUUUUGUUUGGGGUAAAAAGCCAUAACCGGCAUCUUUACUCUAGCACAAGAUGAUGGGCCUAUGAAGGAUCCCAUGGUUCCUAAGCCAUCCGCAGAAUACUCUUUUUCCAAAUAUAUUAUUUAACA
Molecule: messenger RNA, 1164 nt
Organism: Ilyonectria robusta
Lineage: Eukaryota; Fungi; Ascomycota; Sordariomycetes; Hypocreales; Nectriaceae
Product: S-adenosyl-L-methionine-dependent methyltransferase
Exons: 9
Coding region: 24-1064 (346 amino acids)
Molecular function (GO): methyltransferase activity
Source: RefSeq, a predicted model, not a curated record